UGGAACCACGCGAGUCACUCGAUACGGGAAAUUCGCGAUGUUACACUCACUUGAGUGAUAAACUUUCUUCAAAAACUAUCGGUUAAGUGAUAAAACUGUGCGUAAAAGUAACAAUGGUUAAAAAGUUACCGCCAAAGUUGAGAUUGUUAACUUAAAAACAAGUUCAGUGACAGUUUCGAAGAAACAAAACAGUGAGAAAAGUUUUAGUUUUAAGUGAUUGAGGAAGGAAUUGUUGAAAGUUGUGGUGACUGGGAUUCGAGGAUACGGCCUUUCAACAUAGAGCCAAGGACAGUCUUCGUGGGAAAAAUGUGACAUUGUCACCUCGCAUGAUGCACUACACCAGCGACCCUACUUCUGGGGCUGAUGUUCAGAUACCCGCGUGCGUGACGACCGACUGUCUCCACCAUGGGGGAAUCGAGUGGGGAGGCAACGAGACUCACACCAACCACUCCUGGGCUCAGCACGGCCUGGUCUGCGUGUUCGAGUCGUCGACGGAGGACUUUAUCGGCUCCCCCUUCUUCCAAAUGUGUAUCUACUUCAUGUACAGUGCAGUGUUUAUCGUAGCUCUCUUAGGAAACGGGUUAGUGUGUUUCGUAGUCCACACAACCCCGCGUAUGAAGACUGUAACGAAUUUUUUCAUAGUGAAUUUAGCUGUCGGUGAUAUUUUUAUGACGCUGUUUUGCGUGCCGUUUUCGUUUGUGCCAAUGUUGGUGUUGCGGUACUGGCCUUUUGGGGAGGUUAUGUGUAAGAUAGUGAACUACUCGCAGACUGUGUCUGUGUUGGUGAGUGCGUAUACGUUGCUGGCGAUAUCGAUUGAUCGGUAUAUGGCGAUCAUGCACCCGCUGAAGCCGCGGCUGGGGCGGGCGGCGGCCAAGAUGAUAGUGGCGGCGGUGUGGGUCGGUGCGUUAGCCACUGCCGCCCCUAUACCCAUUGUAUCGCAGCUGCAAAGACCGUCGCCGUGGCACGAAGCCUGCGAAGUGGACAUUUGCAGCGAGCAGUGGUCUAGCGCGCAGCUCAGCGAGCAGUACACGUGUGCGCUAUUGGCGCUACAGUUCGCGCUACCGCUGACCGCGCUAGUGUGCACAUACGCGCGGAUAGCGCACGUCGUGUGGGGAGGCCGCCCGCCUGGAGAGGCGCAGACGCUACGCGACUCGAGGAUGCAGCAUUCGAAGCGGAAAAUGAUAAAAAUGAUGGUGACGGUGGUGGCGGUGUUUACAAUCUGCUGGCUGCCGCUCAACGUUUUCAUCGUUCUGUGGACAGCUCACGAGAACGAUGAAGAAUGGGCGUCGUGGCCGGGCAUGCCGUACGUGUGGUUCGCGAGCCACUGGCUGGCCAUGUCGCACUCCUGCUACAACCCCAUCAUAUACUGCUACAUGAACAACAAAUAUAGGAGAGGCUUCAAACAGGCCCUCGGCGGAUGCCUGUGUUUGAAAUUCAACGACGCGAGCCGGUCGUACCAGCGCGAGCGUUCCAGCGUUUGCGAAGGGGUGCCGCUGUCGGAAAUGGUUGGUGUCAACGGGUCGACAGUACACCGGCGCACGCUGGUCGGCUGCAAGUGCCGCCUAUCCCGAAACAACAGCAAAUGUCCCACGUGUGCGUCACUGAAGCAACUAAAGCUCACCGUACCGGAAGUAGAGCACUUCCCGCGCCCGCCGCCCGCCCAGGCGGUCUCAGUGCGUUCGCAUUUCUCAUACUAAGGCCAGUACCUCUAGCAUGAACAACUUUCGUCUUCGAAUCGUUUGCGUAAUCGAUAAAAUUCGAUACUCAAUCUUCGAAUUAAACGAUAACGUGACAAUUUUGAUUCACAAAUACCACAUCUCAUACUAAGUUCACUUUUUAUUUCGCUAUUGUAGUUUUCGUACUAAAUCUUUUGAUGGCUAUUCGAAUACGCAAACGAUUUGAACUCGAAAGUUUUUCGUGCUAGCCGUACAGGUUGCACCAUCUUACUUUAACUUUGACAAACGUCAAAAAUCUGUAAAACUCCCUACAAAAAACACCGGUUAGCGUUGUAGUUACGGUCAAAGUUAGGUGAUGCAACUCAGCCUAAGAACCGCGCAAAGGAUUUUUAGUGUCCUCAUUUCACUUCGGAACUAUUUCGUGCAAAUUUUCCAGGUGAAUUGAGUCAACUUUCUACACCCAGGUGAAUAAAGUGGAAUAAACCUGCGCAAAUGCCUUCGUUACCGACACAGUAUCACAGGAACCGAGUCUUGAGACUUCACUUGAGUGAAAAAACUGGACUCAAACAUUGUUGAUACUGAUUCAUGCUGUAAAAAGCUGAAACAUAAUGUAUUCACUUGUCUGGUGGCUUGUACAGUUAGCGUCAAAUAGUCCGUGACAACCAGUGACCAAAAAGUUGAUACACAAACUUAUUGUAAUUGUAGCAAAGACGUGUUACAAAAAUAAAUAUUGGCUACUUUGGGUGUGUUUACGCUGACAGUAUUAUACGAGUACAACACAAAAGCGUAAGUAUUUUAAACUAUUAUGUUGCAUUUUUACUAUAAAAUUAUCACUUCACGGGAUUUAUUGCAACAAUAUCUAUUUUAACGGUAAAUAAAAUAUUUAUGACUCGUGCAACCGAGCUGAAACGUCGGGAGGGUAAAUAUUUUAUUUACCGUUAAAAUAGAUAUUGUUGCAACAAAUCCCGUGAAGAGAUAAUUUUAAAAGCGUAAGUUUUUGCAGCCUGUAACUUACACGAACUUUAUAAGAACGAACGGUUUUAAAUUGACGUUGACUUGUUACUUUAGUAGUAAACCUGAUUUAGUGCAAUAUAUUUUUAAGUUACCUAACUUAAGUCUAAUUUAAUAUAUUGAUGAAAAAGACUUCAAUGCUACGACUGUAAAAAUAUUAUACUUAUUUUAUGUUAGAAAUCUUAAUAAUUAGUAGGUAGUUAGUAACGCCGGACUCAUUCUGUUAAGAGAAAAUAGUUUAGACAAUGUAUUGAAUAUUUUUUAUUGUUCUUCAUAUAUAUUUUUCGAUUAAAUUACUGUAUUUGUAGGUAUCUU
Molecule: messenger RNA, 3002 nt
Organism: Ostrinia nubilalis (European corn borer)
Lineage: Eukaryota; Metazoa; Arthropoda; Insecta; Lepidoptera; Crambidae
Product: RYamide receptor-like
Exons: 7
Coding region: 327-1697 (456 amino acids)
Biological process (GO): neuropeptide signaling pathway
Cellular component (GO): plasma membrane
Molecular function (GO): neuropeptide Y receptor activity
Source: RefSeq, a predicted model, not a curated record